AAACAGGUCACUGCGCCCUGUGAGCGUGAAGCAGCUUGUAUGGAAGUUAUUAAUUUGUGAUGGUCUCACACGUCUGAUUUAUGCUUGUUACAUGCAGAAGCAAAGUCGCUGUAUUCAUACUUUGCGGUUCACUUGUUAGAAAACAACUUCGUCUCUGUUGGAUUCAUGAGUGUGUUAAAACAUUUAAUGGACUUGUGAAAAUAUUGGAUUUUUACUUAAAGGUGCAGUGCUAGCAGGGAGCUUCCAGUAUGGGUCUGUUUGACACCGUCAAGAAGUACAAGGGCCAGGACUACAAUGCCCUCAAGAAGGAGUGCAAGGAGAAGGGGACGCUCUUCAUCGACUCCGAGUUCCCUCCCGAUGACAGGUCUCUCUUCUACACGAAAGGGAAACUAGCAGGAGUGGCUUGGAUGCGACCAAAGCAAAUUGUGGACAACCCAAAGUUGUUUGUUGAGGGUGCCAGCUCAAACGAUGUGUCCCAGGGUCGCCUUGGCAACUGCUGGUUUGUGGCAGCCAGUUCCUGUCUGGCCCAGUAUUCAGAAAUCUGGAACAAGGUGAUCCCUGACGCCACGGGGCAGGAGUGGGAUGAUCAGAAGCCCGACAACUACCAGGGAAUCUUCCGCUUCAUGUUCUGGCGCUAUGGGGAGUGGACCGAAGUGGUCAUUGAUGACCAUCUGCCCGUGAUCAAUGGCGAACUGGUCUUUAUCCACUCACAGAGCAAGAACGAAUUCUGGAGCGCUCUGUUGGAGAAGGCGUAUGCCAAGUUCUUCGGCUGCUAUGAGUCUCUCGAUGGUGGGGACUUGAACGAGGCUCUGGAGGAUUUCACCGGUGGUGUGUCCGACACGUAUGAGAUGGAGAAGAUGGGUGUUGCUACUGAGCCAGAGAAGAGGGCAGAGUUCUUUGCCCGGAUGCAGAAGGAAAUGGACAGGAAGUCUCUGAUGGCAGCAUCAAUUCCAGCUGAAUCGGCACAAGAGAUGGAAGCCAGCACAGACAUGGGUCUGGUCAAAGGUCAUGCGUAUGGCGUGACCUGCGUGAAGAACGUUCACCUGGAGGGAUCGUCCGGGCUGUUCAGCAUGUUCAAUCGUCCCAAACUGCCGAUGGUUCGACUUCGUAACCCCUGGGGACAGUGUGAAUGGAAGGGAGCAUUCAGUGAUGGAUCCCCUGAGUGGGAGAAAAUUGACAAGAAUGAUCAGAAGAAGAUCGGCUUGACAGUUGAUGAUGACGGUGAAUUCUGGAUGACAUUCGAGGACUUCUGCAAGCACUUCAAGCAAGUCGGCAUCUGCCGUAACGUGAACACAUCCAUGUUUACCCUGACCAAGACCUGGAACGAGGGUCUGCAUCACGGGGCCUGGAAGAAGCCAAACAGGGCCGGGGGCUGCCUCAACAACAGGGACACCUUCCUCAACAACCCACAGUAUGUGUUCGACAUCUACGGGGAAGAAGAGGAGUUUAUGGUCCACUUGAGUCAGAAGAGCACUCGGACCAAGGAAGGCUCCACAAACGAAACUAUGGGCUUCACCAUAUUCAAAGUUGAGAUUAACCGACGGUACCGAAUGCAUGACUUGAGUCACCAUGAGAAGCUGGUGUCCUCCGUCUUCAGGAACAGCCGCUCAAUCUUUAUGAGGCCGACUGCCACGAAGGGCCGAUAUGUCAUCGUCCCCACUACCUUCGAGAAGGAUGUCGAGUCAAACUUCCUCAUCAGAAUCUACACAGACAGUGUCAACAACUUCAAGCACCUGGAUCAAGAUCAGCCACAGAAGAGCUGGUGGAACUGCUUGAGCAGUGAGCCAGUUAUGGUCACACACAUCAAGGUCAUCGGAGCCCAUGGUCUGGAGAAGCAGGACGCAGCUGGUGGUGCUGACCCCUACGUUAUCAUCAAGUGUGAGGGGGAGACAGUGCGGACCACCAGCUGCAAGAACACCACAGACCCCAACUGGAACCAGAGUGCUGUCUUCUACAGGAAGAAGCCGCUGGGCGCUCCCAUCAAGAUCCAGAUUUGGAACAACAAUCUCUUAAGGGACGAGUACAUGGGCAAGCAUGUGUUUAUGAGCGCUGAUGAAUGCUCCCAUGCAGCACAAGAAGUAGGCCUCGUCGGACGCAAGAAGGAGCAGGGAGCCGCCAGACCUGGCAAAGUCCGUGUGGAGAUCACGCAGAGCAAGACUCUCACCUCAAUCUAAACAUUAUCUGCUGAUAUCACACUCCUGGUGCUCACAAUAUUGUUACAUUGUUAGACUUGUGGUUACACUCACCACACUGUGGAACACUUGUUUCACAGUGUUACUGAUAGGCAGUUUACUUGUACCGUAUUUCCUCAAUUAAACAUCAGGGCAUAUAUUUCUUUCUUGCUCCUGGCAGCAUUUAAUAGCAAAGAUAAUGAUGGGGAGAAUCCUUUGCAUAUAAACUACUGGAAUUUAAUCGAGGCCUGGCAUUUACAGGACACCCUGGCAUUUAUUGGAGACCCUGGCGUUUAUUUGAGGCCUGGAAUUUUAAUUGAGGAAAUACUGUAAUAAAUUUGAAGCUUUUGCGUUUUCAUAAACAUGGCCCACUGCUAUGGCAAGGAUGAGUAUAACAGUUUAGGGCUAUUCUGGUACCUGCUUUUAAAAGAAUGAGAAUACAGUUACUUGUGUCUUCUGGAAUAAUUUACAGAGCAAUGCUUUUGACAUUUGUCAAGUGAUAAGAAACUGAAGAUGGACUCCUGAUGUGGUCCUGGAAGUGGGAUUGGUAUUUAGGUCAGCUGUCGCUGGGUAUGACCAUUUUUAGACUUUCUAUAAAUGAGCUACUGCAGGGAAGGUACCAAAAUUGUCAGUAGAGACCUUUAGUUUAUGUCUCGCUUGGAUAUGUUAGCCACAAUGUCAUCUGCAGAAGGGUUGUUUUCAUAACGGAUCAUGAACUUGUAAUUUUAUAAGGAGCAGGUUGUUAUGUGCUGAUUUGAGGACCUGUGAACCUUUACAAAACCACUGUCUUUCCAUGUGAACUUAUUCUCUUGUUAGUCUCAUCAUGUGAAUAGUUACUCAUUCUUAUUAACUUUUAAACUUUUUGAAUCAUCAGUGUGUGCUUCGUCACACUGUUUGUGUUGGAUACGAUACAUGAAAACAUGAGAGUACUUUUCAAUUUGAACAAAUGGUUUCUUGCCUCUCUACAUCUAUAUGGUAGUGUUGUCCUAGGUAGUGUACAUAAUGUAGCCACUCUGCACCCUGUAUCUUGUAAUGUGAAAUAGUGAUGUUGUAAUAGUAAAAACUCGGAUAUAUUUCCAUACACUAUGUAGGUAUUUAAAAAAACAACCAGCAUGAUAUCCUAAUAAAAUUAACCGUGUCUUAUUGCAUGGAUUCAUGUUAAUUGUUAAUUUUCCAAACACCAUUUUAUGAUAGAGUUUUAAUUCUUUAAUUACCGUCCAGAUGAUGAAUGCAUUUGAGUACCCGGUAAUUGAAUAUCCCCGAUACUAACUCAUUUAGAUUAAAUAUUGUUAAAUAAUUUUUUCAAGGUUACAAAUUAAAAAUAAAAUAAAAUAAUUUCUUUUUUACCUUCAGUCACUUUAUUUUACAGCUUUGGCACUGAACCAAAGAUUAUACGAUUAAUCCAUUGAUUAAAACAAGACCCUUUAGAAGGUGGUAGGUAGUCAUGUUCUGAGUUGUCCAAUCAGGGUCAUUGUGUAGAACCUGUUGCUCACUUUGAUUAACCAAUGGCCAGUAUUGUGUUGAACUUGUGAAAACAUUCAUAGUUUCCAUGUCUGGAGGUAUAUAAGGGCCUUACUACAGGGAGGGAUGUGUGCUACGUUCAUGGUAUAUACAUAUAGGAAUUUGUGAUGGUAUUGUAUUGCUGUGAUAGUGCUGCUUGACUGCUAGUCCUUGCUUCUUGUCUUGCCAUCACUGUAACAGCUGCAAGGAUAUAUAUGCCAUAUUAGCUACAAGGAUAUAUAUGGUAUGACAGCUACCAGGAUAUAUACAACUGUAAUGGCUACCAGGAAUAUAUGACUGUAAUACCUACCUAGAUAUUAUUGUAUAUUGCGACCAGACGGGCAACAGGAACAUCAUCAACAUCAGUAACAAGGAUGACUGUCGGACCUGAUAGUCAGCAAAAGGCUAACCAGGCGUUUUAGAAUUCAAGUCAACCCUUACCGAACUGAGAACCCUAACUUUGCUGUAGUUUAGUUCCAAUAUGUUGAAAUCAAUAAUUUUUGCACAAUUCAUCACAAGUUUAUAAACCUAUCCAUUUGGUGGAGGAAAAUAGGUCACUAUUUAGUCAACUUAAUGUCUCAUCAGUUUGAGUGAACAAAGUGUGUCCUGUUGCCUGUUGAGUUUGACACAACAUAUUAACCCUAUAUAGGCAGCGACGGUGCAGAGGGUGUGGAGAAUGUGUAUUUUUCUACCAUUGAUCAUGUGUGCUAACAAGUAGAAUCACUCUAUGUGGAUGUUAAAGGCUUCAUGUAUGCCUCAUCCCUAAUUAGAUGCCUUUUUUACGAUGUCUUCUUUAUCUUGCACUGGGAAGGUUGUAUAUUCUGUAUCUUUUCUAUUUUAUUACUUUUGUUGCCAUUUUCAUAUGUUAAUAAACAUUUUUGUAUAUUUUAUUUUACAAAUAUAUGUCACUGUUUCACUUUGUGUUUUGACAUGUAUACUUUUGUGCAUGUGUGCAUCGACUUUAGAUGCUAUGCUUCUCUGUAACUUAGAAUAUUUUCACAAUUUAUAUGACAGUACAAAUUCAAUGUUUAUCUGUCCCAUGUGAGGUUUCAUUUAUCAAUAUAGAAACUACAAACUGACUUAGAAAGCCUUCAUGUUGAUUUCAGGAAACGUUGUGUAUAUCAUAUUUAUUGAUUUUGAGACAUACAUCUUGUGGAUUUUAAAAAUAUAUUUACUUCCUUUAGAAUUUCAUGUUUCAUCUUUACAAGAUUUGUCCAACUUCUAACUGCUGAAACACAUUUUUUAAUAAAGACAAGUAUGUUUUUAGUUUUUAUAAAGUUGACCUGAUGUUCAGUUUAAACAAACAAGUGUGUAGUCCAUGAUAACCUGUUCUUCUAAGACUUAUUAAAAAUGAUAAUAGUGCAAUACAUUGCUCUCUAAUGUUACAGUGUCUCAUGUGUGUCAGGAAAUAGGGUUGUCGGGGUACCUACUUUGGGCACGAGUUAAGAAUCUCAUGAUUGUCAAUUCGCUUGUUUUAGUUGUAGAUAGUGUAGAUAUCUCAAAUAACUGUUCUGGUUCGGCACAUAGAUUCAGCCAUGUUCAUGAAGCCUCAUGCUGUGUUUAAUAAACAUUUUGUUCAUGA
Haliotis rufescens (red abalone) is the source of this 5253-nucleotide messenger RNA. RefSeq names its product calpain-5-like. Lineage: Eukaryota; Metazoa; Mollusca; Gastropoda; Lepetellida; Haliotidae. Bases 249 to 2174 code for a protein of 641 amino acids. Gene Ontology annotation, molecular function: calcium-dependent cysteine-type endopeptidase activity. Gene Ontology annotation, biological process: proteolysis. Gene Ontology annotation, cellular component: cytoplasm. The record is from RefSeq and is a predicted model, not a curated record. The transcript has 13 exons.